AUGAAAAUUAAUUUUCGUCGUUAUUUAUAUAUUUUUUCUAUUGCCAUAUUUUUGACUUCCAUGUAUAUUUUUUACCUGUCUUUCUUUUUUGAUCCAUAUUCUAAUGGAGGAAUUAAAUAUUUCGAUAAUUUUAACAAAACUUGGCCUUUUAUUCAAUAUAAAACGGAAGAGACGACAUUUUUGGCAAAUUUGCCAUUAGUCUUCAUCAAAAUGUCUGCAUAUUUAAUAAUAAUUAUUUGUGGAUUCAAAAUGGUUAAAUAUGUCAAUCUAAACACUAAUUUUGAUGGAAAUUUAAAAAGAUUGAAUAAACAAUUAACAAGAGCUGUCAUACCAUUCGUCGAUCAGGCAGGAAUUUCAUUUAUUUUAAGUUUUUCAAAAAUAAACAAUACAACAACCAACAUUAUUCGUAUAUUAAUAUAUCUUCUUUUUCAUUUAACACCUGUACUUAACCCUAUUAUUUGUAUUUUAACAAACACGCCAUAUAGAAAUGCCAUUUUUAAACGUUCACAAAUAAAUACACAAUAA
Molecule: messenger RNA, 525 nt
Organism: Meloidogyne enterolobii
Lineage: Eukaryota; Metazoa; Nematoda; Chromadorea; Rhabditida; Meloidogynidae
Source: the annotation of a GenBank genome assembly